Messenger RNA from Syzygium oleosum, 986 nucleotides. RefSeq names its product purine permease 21-like. The transcript has a single exon. Gene Ontology annotation, cellular component: membrane. Gene Ontology annotation, molecular function: purine nucleoside transmembrane transporter activity. Bases 414 to 863 code for a protein of 149 amino acids. Lineage: Eukaryota; Viridiplantae; Streptophyta; Magnoliopsida; Myrtales; Myrtaceae. The record is from RefSeq and is a predicted model, not a curated record.
CUCAAUCACAAUCACCCUCUCUCAAGAGCCUUGCCCUUGUGUACCUCUCUCUAGGCACAAUUCUGUCCUUAGAUUUCUACUUAUAUUCAGUUGGCCUCUUGUACCUUCCUGUCUCCACCUACUCCCUCAUUUGCUCCUCCCAAUUGGCCUUCAAUGCCUUCUUCCCCUUCUUCCUAAAUUCCCAAAAGUUCACCUCCUACAUCAUUAACUCCCUAGUCCUCCUCACAAUCUCCUCAACCCUCCUUGUGUUCCAAUAAGAUUCAGAAGUCCCCAAGGGGGUCUCCAGUGGGAAAUAUGCACUAGGGUUUGUGUGCACCAUUGGGGCAUCAGCUGGUUAUGGGCUUAUCCUUUCCUUGGCCCAACUUUGCUUUAGGAGGGUCAUUAGGAAGGAGACGUUUAGGGCAGUUUUGGACAUGCUUGUGUACCAAUCUUUAGUGGCUAGUGUGAUUGUUGUGGUGGGGUUGUUUGCGAGUGGAGAGUGGGAGCAUUUGGGGAGAGAGAUGGAUGGGUAUGAGCUUGGGAAGGUGAGCUAUGUUAUGAACUUGGUCGGGACAGCAAUUUCUUGGCAAGUGUUUGGAAUCGGCGCAAUUGGAUUGAUUAAGGACGUAUCAUCUUUGUUCUCAAACUCUAAUGGUGUAAUGGGGUUGCCAAUUGUGCCCAUUCUCGCAGUUGUGUUCUUUGGGGAUAGGAUGGAUGGGAUCAUGGUAAUGUCUAUGAUCUUUGCCAUUUGGGGGUUCAUUUCUUUUGUGUACCAGCAUAAAUUGGACGUUGCCAUGCUGAAGGCGCAAAGGAAUAGUGUUGAUGGGGAUGAGGUUAGUGCAAGUUCGCCACUGAAUGCUCCAAUUGCAAGAGUUGGUGGAUGAAUAAAGUUGGAGGAGUGUUUCAGUUUGUGUUAAUCCAACUUUAAGUUGGGAGAGGUAAUUUUCUUGCUGUAACCAUUUGGUGGAGAAAAUCAAGGAACAUAAUAAGGAGAUUGAAACUGUUGC